AUGCCAGGCUUUGGAUGGCCACUUCUCAGUUUCAUCUCAGAAGGCAUUACGGUUGGAUGCACGUGUGGUAUGUUUUAUAAUGUGGAAUCGAAUUAUAUAACUAUAAGAAAGUAUAACAUACUUAAAUAUACUAUAGUUAGUUUAAUGGUACAGAUAAUCGUAAAUUUUAGCUGUUGUCAACUUUUUUUAGUGACCAAUAGAAAGUCGAGUAAACGAUUUACUCAGGCUUUGGAUCAUCCACGAGGUAGUUGGGUUGAUCCGAUGAGUGGAUUCGGUUCAUUGGGAACGUUUCCAGGCGGGCCUUACAGAGGUUCUGGCUUCAGCUUGACCACAUGGAUGGGAAACAUGUAUAAAAACGUUCACACCCCCGAAUCAGCAAAUGAACCCGCCGCGGCAAACAUGGCUUUACAAAUAUUUAACAUGGUUAAAGGAGUAAUUCAAACUAUUAUAGCAAUAAUAGUCGACACAGUUCCUCCAAUGGUUCUCGGAAAGUAA
Molecule: messenger RNA, 495 nt
Organism: Theileria parva strain Muguga
Lineage: Eukaryota; Apicomplexa; Aconoidasida; Piroplasmida; Theileriidae
Product: putative integral membrane protein
Exons: 5
Coding region: 1-495 (164 amino acids)
Source: RefSeq, a predicted model, not a curated record